UAUAUCAGCAGUUUUUUGAAAAAAAAAACAAACUGUUUACUGACAAUUCGUGACAAGAGAGGCUUGUAUUGUUUUGCCGAGUUUGAACUAAAAAAGUAUAAAAGAUCGCCAUGUCCCAAGUGAUGGACAUCGAUGGAAGCAUUCAUGAAGGAGGUGGCCAAAUUCUAAGGAUGGCUCUAUGCUUUAGUGUUUUGUGUAAGAAGCCGGUUCGAAUAUAUAACAUUCGCGGUGGAAGGAAAAAACCCGGACUGAUGGCACAGCAUACGAAAAGCAUUGAACUGUUAAGAGACAUUAGUAAUGCCCGUGUAACCGGAUUGGAACUAGGAUCAAUGGAAAUUUUAUUCCACCCGGGAGAUAUUGGCCGGGGAAAAUUCAUAGCUCAUGUGCAAACAGCUGGAAGCGUCAGUUUACUAUUGCAAGCUGUGCUUCCGGUAGCUAUUUUCGGAUCCGGAACAGUAACGUUAGACCUUAAGGGUGGCACGAAUGUCGAUAUGGCUCCACAGGUUGAUUUUAUGACGGAAAUAUUUCGGCCGAAUAUGGAAAAGUUUGGGGCCACCUUCGACUUCGAUCUGCAUCGAAGGGGAUACUUUCCGAAAGGAGGUGGCCAUUGCAUUGUUAAUAUUAAACCGGUGAGGUCACUAAGACCGGUCACGUUGGUUGAUUUCGGUACCGUUAACCGUUGCUUUGGCUGGAGCUUUGUGUCGGGUGCUGUUCCGAUUAGGGUGGCCAAGGAUAUGGCAGAUGGAGCAAAAAAUGUACUUAGACGAAUCUAUCCGGACGGAAUGGAAAUUGACGAGUACAAAGAAAGCGUGGAUAUGGCGACGGAUAACUGCUCGGGAAUUAUAUUGGGUAUCGAAACAACUACUGGUGCGGUACUAGGCGGUGCCACCUUGGGUAAUCGACAAAAGCAAUCCUUCCGUACUGGCGAAGAAGCUGCUACAGAGAUCAAGUCUGCGUUCGAGGUACGGGCGUGUGUGGAUCGUCACGUGCAGGAUAUGUUGGUAGUGUUAAUGGCUUUGGGUGAUGGUAGAAGUGAGCUUAGGACAGAACCACUGACGCUGCAUACUCGAACGGCAAUAUACAUUGCGGAAUUAAUGUCCAAGGCUAAGUUUACUGUGAACGAACAAAGCGAUGGGAGCUUCAUUAUAGAAUGUGAAGGUAUUGGAAUCACGAAUCAAUACGAUCCGAAAUAAUGUGUCGCCGACUUGUCAGAGGUAAGUCUAUUCAAAUUUUUCGGAUAAACCAUCACUUGUAAGGUAAUUGAUAGAGGAUUGCCAAAAAGAA
Messenger RNA from Malaya genurostris, 1284 nucleotides. It is a transcript of the gene Rtca, whose product is annotated as RNA 3'-terminal phosphate cyclase. The record is from RefSeq and is a predicted model, not a curated record. Gene Ontology annotation, biological process: RNA processing. Gene Ontology annotation, molecular function: RNA-3'-phosphate cyclase activity. The coding region runs from base 111 to 1193 and encodes 360 amino acids. Gene Ontology annotation, cellular component: nucleus. NCBI's taxonomy places the organism in Eukaryota, Metazoa, Arthropoda, Insecta, Diptera, Culicidae. The transcript is spliced from 5 exons.